Messenger RNA from Stylophora pistillata, 1906 nucleotides. Its product is annotated as E-selectin-like. NCBI's taxonomy places the organism in Eukaryota, Metazoa, Cnidaria, Anthozoa, Scleractinia, Pocilloporidae. The record is from RefSeq and is a predicted model, not a curated record.
UUAACAAAAGUAUUUUAAGUUACAAUCUAACCAGUGGGAAACAAGAAAAGGUGGUUACUGAUCUCCAGAAACCGAUGGACAUUCACGUUUAUGAUCCAUCCAUAUUCAGGUUCUAAUAUGACUGCUCAAAACACUUUGGAGUGCAGUGAUUUCUUGCUUCCGCUGCCAGGAGGACUCAAAUGCGCAUGCCCAAAGACUGAUGGGAAAAGUUGUGAUAAUGCAUCAGUAAGCCGCUGUCCGCAGCUGUGUGCUCCCUACAACGGAAGCUUACAGUCCUGUUCUAAUCUUCCCGGACAAACCUGUCGGUUUUCCUGUGACAAAGGAUACCUUCCAAUGGGAUCCGCAACGCGGACCUGUAGAGACAAUGGCACGUGGAGUGGUGCGGAAACUCAAUGCAACGUGAUCAACUGCUCCAAGCUUAUGGUCAGUCAGGGAGGUCCAUUGCGUAUGAGCAGCUGUGGUAAUCAUUACGGAGCAAAAUGCAACUUUUCCUGUCCCAUUGGUCAUCUCUUGAAGGGCUCCUCAUCCCUCACGUGUGUUACCCAAAAAGGCAGUCCUUCAGGCUCUUGGGACAAACCUUUGCCAACGUGUCAUGCUGUUAUCUGUGGUCCCCUUAUUCCUCCAACCAACGUCACCAUCUCGCCUGCCAGCUGCUUAACGAGUAGUAGAUAUAAUCAGACAUGCAUAUUUUCCUGUCAGACCUCGAGAUAUGUUCUCAUUGGAUGCUCUUCGAGAGUAUGCAGUAAUGACGGGAGUUGGACAGGAUCCAAUAACGCUCGCUGCAGACUGUCCAAUGAUGAAAUGAAAUUAAAUACUGAAGACAGAACUCCUCAUUAUCAAUUGGCUUGUGGAAUUUUAGCUACAGCUGUCAUUUUAAUCUUAAUUAUAUUCACUUUCAUUUAUAAGAAAAAGCUUCGUGGACCCACUAGAGAGAGACCACCGCUGACGACCAAUCAGUUUACUGGUGUGGCUAUAAGAGAUCGAAGCAACCAUGGAAAUAUCCAUUGCGAAGAUAAGAAGUUGGAGAAGGUAAACUCUCCACGGCAAAAUUCCAAGGAAAGUAACGUUCCUGAGGUGACCGCUGGAAGCUCCACCUCCUCAAUUCUAAAAGAACUUGGAAGGGAUAAUUUCGGAAUUAAAUCAAAACAAGGUAUCUUCGUCACCGUCAUUGCUGUAGUUUCUAUCAGUAGGUAAUACCGUAGAUUUCCAGGUAGUGGGGGCUGUUAUUCUAGGAGAGGGCAUUACUCUGAAGCCCUGUUAAGCCCCCCCUUACCCCCUCCCCCCUGUACAGCGCUUUUCUUUGAAUGAGCACCCCUCCGACCGAGCAAAUUUUUUUAAAGAUUUCCUCGUCCCUCGACACAUUUUUAUGGAGGAGUGAUCACAUUUACCGACUUAGCUGGUAUAGGAGAGUUUUCAAUGAGGUGAUGACUUUAGUCUAACGGGUUAAUUGGCCAUUUUACGGCUAACAGUUAGUUAACUUCCUUUUGUACGACUAACGUCUACGAUUUGUCAAUUUGUACUCGUUCUUGGCUAAAUUUCGUGUCCGUUUUAUGGCUAGCGGUUAACCCAACUGAGACCCUGGUAUAGGCAAACAUACGAAUUUCUCGCGGAAUUUGAGAUAAAUCAGUUAAUCAAAUUGCACAAGCCCAUAUGGUGAGUGCGAUUUGUGGUCUUUGAAAUAUUUACGAGUGAUGAUUUAUCCCAAAUUACAUGAGAAACAUUUGUGUGAUUUCUAGUUAAUAACAAACAUGCAAAAAUAUGACUGUUUGCCUCUCGAGUUUUUUUUAUUUCGUGUCAUGGCUCACUGGAUCUGUCACUUGUCUUUUUCCUGUUGGUGGAGAAGUCAGGAUUUUCCCAACCGCCUCCCGGUUAGCUCAAAUGGUUAAAGCGCUGGAUUGUGCUGUGC